AUGGACCGGCUAGAAGGACUGGUUGCCUCUCCCGCAGGAUUGGUGUGCGCCUUAGGAUCCUCGUUGGCGGUGACAUAUUUUCUCGUCCUAUCGACGUGGCGGUUAUAUCUUUGUCCUCAAGCAGAGAUCCCUGGGCCGACAUUGGCAAAGCUCACGUAUUGGUACGAAUUCUACCACGAUGUCAUCCUCGGCGGUCAAUAUAUCUGGAAAAUUCGUGCCUUGCAUCAGCAAUAUGGUCCCAUUGUGCGCAUCAACCCGGAAGAAAUUCACAUCCAGGACGCCGACUAUUAUGAUCACGUGUACGCCGGCUCCACGCGCAAACGGAACAAGUGGACGUUUUUUACAAACCAGAGUGGAUUACCUCAGGCGGCGUUUGCAACUCCCGACCAUAAUCUUCACCGCAUGCGCAGGGCGGCCUUGAAUCCCUACUUCUCCAAGGCGAAAGUGAGGAGCUUACAACCGCGUAUCGAGUCUAGCUUGAACAAUCUGCUGGCGCGCUUUGAUGAAUUUGGAGCUUCCAGAGAGCCUAUGACAGUGUCGUUGGCUUACGCUGCGCUCACGAACGACGUCGUCAUGGAGUAUGCGUUUGCCCGCAGUGAUAAUCGGUUACUGGCUCCCGACUUUGAUCCAAGCUUCAAAAAAGCUGGUGAAGCAGGGGCCAAGCUGGGCCAUUUCGUCAAACAAAUGCCGUGGGUGCUAACCGUGAUGAAAUUGCUUCCGGACUCGGUGCAGACUACCUUCAACCCUAUGAUGGCUAGUUAUAUAAAACUGAAUAAGGAUAUCAUCCAGCAUGUUUCUGAGAUUUACUCGCAUCGUGGCGAGUCCGGCAGUAAAUAUAGCUCACAAACGACCAUCUUCCAUGAGAUCUUGCAGGGCGAUCUACCCGAGCAGGAAAAGUCACCUGACCGUCUCUGGCAAGACGGACAGGUGACAGUCAUUGCCGGCACAUUAACGACCGCGGCUGCGCUCUCAGAAAUAACGUAUUAUCUGCUGGAACAACCGAUGGAACUGGAGAAACUGAAAAAUGAGCUGGCGGAGGUCUUUCCACGCCCGACAGAUCUGCCGGAAAUAGCAAAGCUGGAGCAACUUCCAUAUCUCACGGCUGUCAUCAAAGAAGGCCUCCGUCUUAGUAGUGGGAUUAGCACACGGUUGCAGCGCAUUGCAACGGAAGAGACGCUAGUCUACACUGCCAAAGUCCCGGAUGCCAACGGCAAAACAGAAACCGAGAAGCGAUAUGUCCUGGGUCCUGGUAUCCCUCUGUCCAUGACCGGCUUGCUGAUUCACCAUUCAGCGACAUACUUUGAAAAUCCAAUGGAGUUCCGUCCGCAACGAUGGAUCGAUAACCUGAGUCUAGAAAAGUAUCUUGUACCUUUCUCUCGUGGCACAAGAGCCUGCGUGGGCAUCAACCUGGCAUACGCGGAGCUGUACCUCACCGUGGCGGCCGUGUUUAGUAUAUAUGGUAGCAGAGCUGUCCGCUUUCCGACAGACAAAGGCUGGCUAGAGCUUUUUAACACAACCUAUGAGGAUCUAGAGAUUAUUGGUGAUGGAGUAACACCAUUAUAUCGACCGAAUAGCAAGGGAAUCAGGAUUACAAUUCAUACCUCAUGA
Molecule: messenger RNA, 1608 nt
Organism: Exophiala aquamarina CBS 119918
Lineage: Eukaryota; Fungi; Ascomycota; Eurotiomycetes; Chaetothyriales; Herpotrichiellaceae
Exons: 4
Coding region: 1-1608 (535 amino acids)
Molecular function (GO): monooxygenase activity; iron ion binding; oxidoreductase activity, acting on paired donors, with incorporation or reduction of molecular oxygen
Source: RefSeq, a predicted model, not a curated record